AUGCCAGUUACCUCUGGAGACAAUGCCCUUCCUCCAACACCCCAGCAGCACGUCCAGCCUCCCCCAUACAAUCCCCAAGACUACGCCAACCAGCCCAAGACCGACCAAACCCUUCUCCCUCCGCCGCCCAAACGAAAUGUCAACCGAUACAGCGGCGAACAAGACGUGCAGUCGCCUGUGCACUAUACCCGAGAUCCCAAAAAACUCGUGGCUUACCUCGUCCCAUUUCCCAAACCCCGCCUACCCAACAUCCCGCCCGAGGACAUCCCUACGCGUUUCCUCAUCUACACCCCACCACCACCUCCGUUCGUCGACAAGCCCGCCGAAGGGGAAAAGGAGGGCAAGGUGCAUAAGGUUCAGCGCAAAUGGCAGGAGGAGAUUCGCGAGGCCAAGACUAGCAAAGCGGAGACAAUGUCUUGGAAGGAGAUGCUCCUCAUCUACCCAUCCUCCAUGACCAGCACCGCCGAACAAAUGCGCGAAGAGUUUAUCAACACCAUGAUGCGCUCCAAAACCAAGGCCCAGCGCGACGCCGUCAUCGCCACCGGCCUCCUGCCCGUCAGCGCCGCCAUCGACAUCCUCCUCACCGUCGUCUGGCCCUUUGGCGGUCUGCUCGAAAUCGACUCCGUCUGGGCCUACGCGAGCAUCCGCGGCGCAAAAACCAGCCGCUCCAUCACCAAACGCCUCACCAGCACCUCCACCUCCGGCCGCCACGACGAAGACACGCUGCACCUCGACUUCACCCCUUCGCCUCGCCUCGCCGUCCUGGAGCAGUACCUCGCCGCCCGCUGCCACUCUCGCUCCUCCGACAUGUUCCCCAGCACUGCCCUGUCGCCCGGAGAGGGAGAAGUGCUGGAGUCCAUUGGCUGGUUCCCCAGCAACAAGGGCGGCGUGGAGCGGAACUGGGAGGACGAGCAGUGGGAGAUUUCCGAGGUCAAGGAUGACUUGCGCAAUGUCAUGGGCAAGGGAUCAAAGGAAUGGGUCAAGUGGUGCGAGUUGUAUGCCAAGAAGCCGGAGAAGGCUCUGAAGAAAUGA
Molecule: messenger RNA, 1032 nt
Organism: Neohortaea acidophila
Lineage: Eukaryota; Fungi; Ascomycota; Dothideomycetes; Mycosphaerellales; Teratosphaeriaceae
Exons: 2
Coding region: 1-1032 (343 amino acids)
Source: RefSeq, a predicted model, not a curated record